UCGCAAAUACAAGCCUGGAAGUUGACAACGUUGAACGUUCUGAACCCCGUCCAUCCUCAAUCAAGCCUUCAUGAAUCGUAUUGUUGUUCCUAAUUUCCCUCGGGGCCGUGCACGAGAUGUUACCCGACCUGCCACGCCUGAGGAUCCCCCUUCCUUACAAGACAUCGCCGACGCAAACGCCUUCCUUGAGGAUGUAAAACAUUCUGCAGAGCGCGGAGAUGUGAAUAGGGCGACUGAGGAAGAUAUCGCCAAAGUAACGGCGUACAGACAUUCCGUCCUCAACGCGUAUGGUCCCGGUCAGGAUGACAUUAUGCCCGUGUGGGCCCAAGCGUUGGAAGAGAGGUUGAAUGAGCGUUUCACCGGAGUUGAGGAGCGUCUUGAUGGAGUUGAGGGGCGUCUUGUCAGGAUGGAAAUCUUGGCUGCCAAAACCUAUAACCUGUCCUCUUCGAGCGGACGCCGAGUCCCAUUCAUAGUGGUACCCACUGUAGAUGGCAUAGACCCUGCUGGGCGAGAUAAUCAUCCGUUGCCGCCACUGCGUACAGCCCAAGAUUUAGGAGAUCUUACCCCCGCCCAGUUAAAUGGCUAUCUGGACUGCUAUCAAUUGCCAUACAGACGGAAUACCACCCGUGAAGCCAAAUUAACCUUGCUCCGCAACCAUAUUGGAUGCACAGCGAAGGUUUGAUUCUUUCUAGAUACACGUAGAUUUCUUUCCAAGCUCCUGGACUAUUAUUAUUAUUACCAGUUAAGUAUUUUAAUUAUUGUACCAUUUUGUACAAUCUGUGAAAGGCGUGUAGGUAGACUGAAGUAAUGCAUGACAAUCAUUUUUGAUUCUCAGAACUUG
Molecule: messenger RNA, 841 nt
Organism: Desarmillaria tabescens
Lineage: Eukaryota; Fungi; Basidiomycota; Agaricomycetes; Agaricales; Physalacriaceae
Exons: 5
Coding region: 71-682 (203 amino acids)
Source: RefSeq, a predicted model, not a curated record